Messenger RNA from Larimichthys crocea (large yellow croaker), 1016 nucleotides. It is a transcript of the gene sostdc1b, whose product is annotated as sclerostin domain containing 1b. The transcript is spliced from 2 exons. The coding region runs from base 80 to 706 and encodes 208 amino acids. Gene Ontology annotation, biological process: negative regulation of BMP signaling pathway; negative regulation of Wnt signaling pathway. The record is from RefSeq and is a predicted model, not a curated record. Gene Ontology annotation, molecular function: BMP binding. NCBI's taxonomy places the organism in Eukaryota, Metazoa, Chordata, Actinopteri, Sciaenidae.
CACAGCUGCACACACUUAACUCAUUCAUCAGGUGUAAUUUUGUCACUGACAGCAGCUCUCAGAUCAGUCAGGUGUAGUCAUGCUCCGUCGUGCCAGCGCACUCCUCGCGCUGCUGCUGCUUCUGCUGAUGAUGAUGAGGAAGAGCAGCUCAGCUGUUCACAACGACGCCACAGAGUCACUUAACACUCAGCCGGUCCCAGACACUCAAGAAGAACCGGUCCAGGAAGACACGAAUCAGGCGAACAACGGAGGGAGGCGGCAGCCUGACUCUGCGCGUAAUGGCCCAGACCAGAGCCAGGUUGGCUGCAGGGAGCUGAGGUCCACCAAGUACAUCUCUGAUGGCCAGUGCACCAGUGUCAACCCCAUCAAGGAGCUGGUGUGCGCUGGAGAGUGUCUGCCGGCUCACUUGCUUCCCAACUGGAUCGGGGGUGGAGGUUACACUGGUAGGUACUGGAGCCGCCGUGACGCCCAGGAGUGGCGCUGCGUCAUUGACCGGACCAGGACCCAGCGGAUCCGGCUGCAGUGUCAGGACGGCAGCUCCAGGACCUACAAGAUAACUGUGGUGACCUCCUGCAAAUGCAAGCGCUACAACCGACAGCAGAAUGACUCAGGACACAAGGACACAACUGUCCACAGUGGUAAACAGAAGAAGAGUCAGCGGAAGGCUGUACUGCCUGAGGAAAGAGCAGAGACAACUGACAACUAAAACCCUGAAAUCCUGCAGAGGGGAUCUCCUAACAACCACAGCUGUCUUCAUCAUGAAGUUUAUGGAUGAAAUAUAAUUGUGAAAAUAAUAACCAAAUAUUUAAGAGGCAGGCCAAAUAGAAGUAAAGAUUAAUAGUGUAGAUUUAGAUUAUUAUGAAACAGAAAACUGUUUUAAAGGUCCAGCGUGUAGGAUUUAGUGGCAUCUAGUGGUGAAGAUGCAGACUGCAACCAACUGAAUACAGGCGGCGAAACUUCUAAGAAGCACAAAAUGCCUUAUCUAGAGCCAGUGUUGGGUUUUAUCCACUCUGGGC